Messenger RNA from Amblyraja radiata (thorny skate), 2734 nucleotides. Its product is annotated as gastrula zinc finger protein XlCGF26.1-like. Gene Ontology annotation, cellular component: nucleoplasm. The record is from RefSeq and is a predicted model, not a curated record. The transcript has 3 exons. Lineage: Eukaryota; Metazoa; Chordata; Chondrichthyes; Rajiformes; Rajidae. Gene Ontology annotation, biological process: regulation of transcription by RNA polymerase II. The coding region runs from base 303 to 1730 and encodes 475 amino acids. Gene Ontology annotation, molecular function: RNA polymerase II cis-regulatory region sequence-specific DNA binding; DNA-binding transcription repressor activity, RNA polymerase II-specific.
CGGUCACCGGUCACGUGAGGGGGGACGGCACGGCACCUGGGUCGCGGGAAGAGGCUUCUCUCUGCUCAGCGCCGCCGUUCGGCUCCGCGUCAUCUCCCCACCCACUCCCUCUUCUGUUCCCGAGGGCGAUCCUGCGGCCGGCGACGCGAGGAUCCCGAGCGGGGAACGACGUCAUUGUGGUUUCAGAGUCGUUGAUGUGUACGGAGAAACAGGGACGUAAGUGGUCAUUGAGGGCGGCCAGGGUGCCAGUGAGCCCCCCAGCAGCUUGGUGUGCGGGCUGAGCUUUGAGGGGCUGACCUUCGAUGGAGAACCACAUGACGGGGCACAACAAGGAGAAGCGUUAUGAGUGCGACGUGUGCGGCAAGGGGUGGCAGCGCCCGAGUCAGCUGGAGAUCCACCGGCGGGUGCACACGGGAGAACGCCCCUUCGACUGCUCCGACUGCGGCAAGAGCUUCAAGACGAUGCAUGAGCUGAAGAACCACCGGCGGGUGCACACGGGCGAGAAGCCCUUUGUCUGCUCCACCUGCGGCAAUGGCUUUGCCCGGUUGUCGGGGCUGCGGGUGCACCAGCGGGUGCACAGCAGUGAGCGGCCCUUCACCUGCUCUGACUGCCGCAAAGGCUUCAAGUCGUCGCAGGACCUGUUGAUGCACAGGCGCCUGCACACUGGGGAGCGGCCCUACACCUGCAGCGACUGCGACAGGGGCUUCACCCGCGCCCACAGCCUGCUGGAGCACCAGCGCACCCACACCGGUGAGCGGCCCUACACCUGUGCCCAGUGCGGCAAGGGCUACACGAGCUCCAACAGUCUGCUGGAGCACCAGCGCAUCCACACUGGCGAGCGCCCCUACAACUGUGGCGUCUGCGGCAAGGGCUUCACCCGCUCCAGCAGCCUGCUGGAGCACCAGCGCACCCACACUGGCGAGCGCCCCAACACUUGCGCCCAGUGCGGGAAGGGCUUCACCCACUCCUCCAGGCUGCUAUCCCACCAGCGGGUGCACACCGGCGACCGUCCCUUCCCCAUGCCCUUCGGCUGCUCCGACUGCGGCAAGGACUUCAAGGGGGCGAAAGAGCUGAAGAUCCACCGGCGGGUGCACACAGGUGAGAACCCCUAUGGCUGCUCCACCUGUGGCAAGAGCUUUGCCCGGUCGUCGGGGCUACGGCGGCACCAGCAGGUACACAGCAGUGAGCGGCCCUUCAACUGUUCCGACUGCGGAAAAGGUUUCAAAUCGUCGCCGGAACUGAAGGUGCACACGGGCCUGCACACCGGGGAUAGGCCCCACACCUGCAGCGACUGCAGCAAGGGCUUCAAGAGGGCGCAAGAGCUGGAGACCCACCGGCGGGUGCACACGGGCGAGAAGCCCUAUGGCUGCUCCACCUGUGGCAAGAGCUUCGCGCGGUUGUCGGGGCUGCGAGUGCACCAGCGGGUGCACAGCUGUGAGCGGCCCUUCACCUGCUCUGACUGCGGAAAAGGCUUCAAGUCGUCCACGGACCUGAAAGUGCACAGGCGCCUGCACACCGGGGAGCGGCCCUACACCUGCAGCGACUGCGGCAAGUGCUUCACCCGUUCCAACAGUCUGCUGGGGCACCAGCGCACCCACAGCGGGGAGCGUCCCUUCACCUGUACCAAUUGCGGCAAGGGCUUCACCCGCUCCAACAGCCUGCUGUUCCAUCAGCGAGUGCACGUCGGUGACCGUCCCUUCCCCAGCCCAGGCCUCCCAUGCCCUGUCUGACCAGCGUGUGCACACCAGUGGCCAGUCCCACGACUGCCUGUACUGCGGUGAGGCAUUUGACAGCUCGCAGUUUUUGAGUCAGCACCGGCAGGCCCACGCUGGCGAGCAGCUGCUCCCACUGUGGCAAGUGUUUCAACAAUCCACGGAGGCUGCGGGAGCACCAGCGGAUUCACAGACCACGAUGGAGAAGGGUUUAGGAGCCAUUGCUGUGGACGAAGAGAUGAGGAUGUGAGCAGCCCUUGAGGGUGGCCAGGGUGCUGGUGAGCCACCCAUCUGCUGGGUGUGCGGGCUGAGCAUCGAGGGGCUGAGCUUUGAUGGAGGACCACAUGAUGGCGCACAAUAAGGAGAAGUGUUGUGAUUGUGUAGAAAGGCCUGGCAGUACCCGAGCCAGCUGGAGACUCACUGGCGGGUGCAUACGAGCGAGAAGCCCUAUGGCGGCUCCAGCUGCAGCAAGGGCUUUGCCCAGUGGUGGGGCUGCGGGUGCACCGGCAGUUGCGCAUUGGCAAGAAGCCGUAUGGCUGCUCCACCUGCAGCAAGGGCUUUGACCAGUCGUCGGGGCUGUGGGAGCACCAGCGGGUGCACGGCAGUGAGCGGCUCACCUGCUCUGACUGCGGCGAAGGCUUCAAGUCGUUCAAAGACCGGAAAAGGCACAGUCGCCUGCACACCGGUGAGCGGCCCUACACCUGCAGCGACUGCGCAGACUGCUGGAGCACCAGCACACCCACACCAGUAAUGGCUUCACCCACUCCACCAGGCUGCUGUCCCACCAGCGGGUGCACCCCGGCGACCGUCCUGACCCCAUCCCGGUGUGUGGAGACCACUUUGCCAUGGCCUCCCAUGCCCUGUCUCAUCAGCGCGUCCACACUAAUGGCGAGCCCUAUGACUGCCCUUACUGCGGUGAGACAGCUCACGGGGGUUGCGGCAACACCAGCGGGCCCACGCCGGCGAACGGCUACUCAUACUGCGGCAAACAUUUCUAGAGCGCAUGGGGGCAGUGGGAGCCC